This is a messenger RNA of Orycteropus afer afer, 978 nucleotides long. RefSeq names its product MAS1 proto-oncogene, G protein-coupled receptor (gene MAS1). Gene Ontology annotation, cellular component: membrane. The transcript has a single exon. The record is from RefSeq and is a predicted model, not a curated record. Gene Ontology annotation, biological process: G protein-coupled receptor signaling pathway. Bases 1 to 978 code for a protein of 325 amino acids. NCBI's taxonomy places the organism in Eukaryota, Metazoa, Chordata, Mammalia, Tubulidentata, Orycteropodidae. Gene Ontology annotation, molecular function: angiotensin receptor activity.
AUGGCUGACUCCAACGGAAGCUCAUUUGUUGCUCAGGAGCCUGUGAAUGCCUCCAUCAGAUGGAACGCCUCUGCAAAGCCUUCCCACCGGGAAAUCCCUGUUGUGCACUGGGUCAUCCUGAGCAUCUCCCCACUGGGGUUUGUGGAGAAUGGACUUCUACUCUGGUUCCUCUGCUUUCGGAUGAGAAGAAACCCCUUCACAGUCUACAUCACCCACUUGUCUGUUGCAGACAUCUCAUUGCUCUUUUGUAUUUUUAUUCUGUCUGUUGACUAUGCUCUUGACUAUGAGCUAUCUUCUGGUUAUUACUACACAAUCGUCACUUUAUCAGUGACUUUUUUGUUUGGCUACAACACAGGCCUCUAUCUGCUGACAGCCAUAAGUGUGGAGAGGUGCCUGUCGGUCCUGUACCCCAUCUGGUACCGGUGCCACCGUCCCAAGCACCAGUCAGCAUUUGUCUGUGCCCUUCUGUGGGCACUUUCUUGCUUAGUGACCACCAUGGAAUAUGUCAUAUGUAUCGACAGUGGAGGACAGGGCCAUCCUCGAAGUGACUGUAGAGCAGUGAUCAUCUUCAUCGCCAUCCUGAGCUUCCUGGUCUUCACUCCACUCAUGGUGGUUUCCAGCGCCAUCUUGGUAGUUAAGAUCCGAAAGAACGCACGGGCCUCCCACUCCUCGAAGCUGUACCUGGUCAUCACAGUCACCAUCAUCAUUUUCCUCAUUUUUGCCAUGCCCAUGAGGCUCCUUUACCUGCUCUACUAUGAGUAUUGGUCAACAUUUGGGAACCUGCACCACAUUUCGCUUCUCUUCUCCACCAUCAAUAGCAGCGCCAACCCUUUCAUUUACUUCUUUGUGGGCAGCAGUAAGAAGAAGCGGUUCAAGGAGUCCUUAAAAGUGGUUCUCACCCGGGCUUUCAAAGAUGAAAUGCAACCAAGGCGUCCAGAAGACAGUGGCAAUGCCAUCACCAUUGAGACUGUUGUCUGA